AUGGCCAACCCGUUGCAGCCUCAGUUUCCCUCAGCCCAGGAGCCAGGCACCGCCUUACCCCUGGACCUGCCAGAGAUGGAGAUGCUUCUCACGAAGGUGGAAGGCAAGGAUGACAAGCCACUGAAGCUGUCCAAGUCCCUCUCGAGGGCCCUGGACCUGGAGCAGAAUGGCCACGGCCUGCCCUUCAAGGUGGUAUCCGAGGGGCACCAGGAUGCCACCCUCCCCUGGUCGGCCUCUCGGGCCAGCUCUAGACGGGCGUCCUCCAUUGCCACUGCGUCCUCUGCCCAGGACCAAGAAGUCCCCAAAGAUUACCUCAUCCUUGCCAUCGCCUCCUGCUUCUGCCCCGUGUGGCCCCUCAACCUCAUCCCCCUCAUCUUUUCCAUCAUGUCCCGAAGUAGCGUGCAACAGGGGGACCUGGAUGGGGCCCGGAGGCUGGGCCGCCUGGCCCGGUUGCUCAGCAUCACCUUCAUCAUUAUGGGGAUCAUCAUCAUCAUUGUGGCCAUGACCGUCAAUUUCACAGGUGAGGCUCAGCCACAUGGAGCUGAGUGA
Molecule: messenger RNA, 549 nt
Organism: Callorhinus ursinus (northern fur seal)
Lineage: Eukaryota; Metazoa; Chordata; Mammalia; Carnivora; Otariidae
Gene: TRARG1
Product: trafficking regulator of GLUT4 (SLC2A4) 1
Cellular component (GO): membrane
Source: RefSeq, a predicted model, not a curated record